Molecule: messenger RNA, 6738 nt
Organism: Sorex fumeus (smoky shrew)
Lineage: Eukaryota; Metazoa; Chordata; Mammalia; Eulipotyphla; Soricidae
Gene: TENM2
Product: teneurin transmembrane protein 2
Exons: 21
Coding region: 1-6552 (2183 amino acids)
Biological process (GO): heterophilic cell-cell adhesion; neuron development
Cellular component (GO): neuron projection
Molecular function (GO): protein homodimerization activity; cell adhesion molecule binding; protein heterodimerization activity
Source: RefSeq, a predicted model, not a curated record
AUGGCGAGUGCGUGUCAGGCCUAUGCCACUGUUUUCCCCGGGUUCCUUGGAGCCGACUGCGCCAAGGCUGCCUGCCCUGUGUUGUGCAGUGGGAAUGGACAGUACUCGAAAGGCUCCUGCCAGUGCUACAGCGGCUGGAAGGGCGCCGAGUGCGACGUGCCCAUGAACCAGUGCAUCGACCCCGCCUGCGGGGGCCACGGCUCGUGCAUCGACGGCAACUGCGUCUGCUCGGCGGGCUACAAGGGCGAGCACUGUGAGGAAGUGGACUGCUUGGACCCGACGUGCUCCAGCCACGGCGUCUGUGUCCACGGAGAAUGUCUCUGCAGCCCCGGCUGGGGGGGACUCAACUGCGAGCUGGCCAGAGUCCAGUGCCCAGACCAGUGCAGCGGGCACGGCACCUACCUGCCCGACACGGGCCUUUGCACCUGCGACCCCAACUGGAUGGGCCCCGACUGCUCCAUCGAGGUGUGCUCAGUGGACUGUGGCACGCACGGCGUCUGCAUCGGGAGAGCCUGCCGCUGCGAAGAGGGCUGGACAGGCGCCGCCUGCGACCAGCGUGUGUGCCACCCCCGCUGCACUGAGCACGGCACCUGUAGAGACGGCAAAUGUGAAUGCCGAGAGGGCUGGAAUGGUGAACACUGCACCAUUGAUGGCUGUCCCGAUCUGUGCAGCGGCAACGGGAGAUGCACCCUGGGUCCGAGCAGCUGGCAGUGUGUGUGCCAGACUGGCUGGAGGGGGCCCGGAUGCAACGUCGCCAUGGAAACCGCCUGCGCCGACAACAAGGAUAACGAAGGAGAUGGCCUCGUGGACUGUCUGGACCCCGACUGCUGCCUCCAGUCUGCCUGCCAGAACAGCCUGCUGUGCCGGGGUGCCCGGGACCCCCUGGACAUCAUCCAGAAGGGCCAGACGGAUGCACCCGCCGUGAAAUCCUUCUAUGACCGCAUCAAGCUCUUGGCCGGCAAAGACAGCACCCACAUCAUCCCGGGAGAAAACCCCUUCAACAGCAGCUUGGUUUCUCUCAUCCGGGGCCAAGUGGUGACGUCGGACGGGACCCCCCUGGUGGGCGUGAACGUGUCCUUCGUCAAGUACCCCAAGUACGGCUACACCAUCACCCGGCAGGAUGGCACGUUCGACCUCAUCGCCAACGGGGGCGCGGCGCUGACCCUGCACUUCGAGCGCGCGCCGUUCCUGAGCCAGGAGCGCACCGUGUGGCUGCCCUGGAACAGCUUCUACGCCAUGGACACGCUGGUGCUGAAGACGGAGGAGAACUCCAUCCCCAGCUGCGACCUCAGCGGCUUCGUGCGGCCCGACCCCAUCAUCAUCGCGUCCCCGCUGUCCACCUUCUUCAGCGACGCGCCUGCGCACAACCCCAUCGUCCCCGAGACCCAGGUCCUGCAUGAAGAAAUCGAGCUGCCCGGGUCCACGGUGAAACUCCGUUACCUGAGCUCGCGGACAGCCGGCUACAAGUCGCUACUGAAGAUCACCAUGACACAGUCAGCUGUGCCCCUGAACCUCAUCAAGGUCCACCUGAUGGUGGCCGUGGAGGGUCACCUCUUCCAGAAGUCAUUCCAGGCCUCCCCCAACCUGGCCUACACCUUCAUCUGGGACAAGACGGAUGCCUACGGCCAGCGCGUCUACGGGCUCUCGGACGCCGUGGUGUCCGUGGGCUUCGAGUAUGAGACAUGUCCCAGCCUGAUCCUCUGGGAGAAAAGGACUGCCCUCCUGCAAGGCUUCGAGCUGGACCCUUCCAACCUGGGCGGCUGGUCUCUGGACAAGCAUCACAUCCUCAAUGUCAAAAGUGGCAUCCUGCACAAAGGCACGGGGGAGAACCAGUUCCUGACGCAGCAGCCGGCCAUCAUCACCAGCAUCAUGGGCAACGGCCGCCGGCGCAGCAUCUCCUGCCCCAGCUGCAACGGGCUGGCCGAGGGCAACAAGCUGCUGGCCCCCGUGGCGCUGGCCGUGGGGGUGGACGGGAGCCUCUUCGUGGGGGACUUCAACUACAUCCGGCGCAUCUUCCCCUCCCGCAACGUGACGAGCAUCCUGGAGUUACGAAAUAAAGAGUUUAAACAUAGCAACAACCCGGCUCACAAGUACUACCUGGCGGUGGACCCCGUGUCCGGCUCCCUCUUCGUGUCCGACACCAACAGCCGCCGCAUCUUCAGAGUCAAGGCCCUGAGCGGCGCCAAGGACCUGGCGGGCAACUCGGAGGUGGUGGCGGGCACGGGCGAGCAGUGCCUGCCCUUCGACGAGGCCCGCUGCGGGGACGGCGGCAAGGCCGUGGACGCCACGCUGAUGAGCCCUCGAGGCAUCGCCGUGGACAAGAACGGACUCAUGUACUUCGUGGACGCUACCAUGAUCCGGAAGGUGGACCAGAACGGGGUCAUCUCCACCCUGCUGGGCUCCAACGACCUCACGGCCGUGCGACCCCUGAGCUGUGACUCCAGCAUGGACGUGGCCCAGGUGCGCCUGGAGUGGCCCACGGACCUGGCGGUGAACCCCAUGGACAACUCGCUGUACGUGCUGGAGAACAACGUCGUCCUGCGCAUCACGGAGAACCACCAGGUGAGCAUCAUCGCGGGGCGGCCCAUGCACUGCCAGGUGCCGGGCAUCGACUACUCGCUCAGCAAGCUGGCCAUCCACUCGGCCCUGGAGUCGGCCAGCGCCAUCGCGCUCUCGCACACGGGCGUCCUCUACAUCACCGAGACGGACGAGAAGAAGAUCAACCGGCUGCGCCAGGUCACCACCAACGGCGAGAUCUGCCUGCUGGCGGGCGCGCCCUCCGACUGCGACUGCAAGAACGACGUCAACUGCAACUGCUACGCGGGGGACGACGCCUACGCCACGGACGCCAUCCUGAACGCGCCCUCCUCCCUGGCCGUGGCCCCCGACGGCACCAUCUACGUGGCCGACCUGGGCAACAUCCGCAUCCGGGCGGUGAGCAGGAACAAGCCGGUGCUGAACGCCUUCAACCAGUACGAGGCCGCCUCGCCCGGCGAGCAGGAGCUGUACGUCUUCAACGCCGACGGCAUCCACCAGUACACCAUGAGCCUGGUGACGGGCGAGUACCUCUACAACUUCACCUACAGCGCCGACAACCACGUCACCGAGCUCAUCGACAACAGCGGCAACUCCCUCAAGAUCCGGCGGGACAGCGGCGGGCAGCCCCGCCACCUGCUCAUGCCCGACAACCAGAUCAUCACGCUGACCGUGGGCGCCCACGGCGGCCUCAAGGCCGUGGCCACGCAGAACCUGGAGCUGGGCCUCAUGACCUACGACGGCACCACGGGUCUCCUGGCCACCAAGAGCGAUGAGACCGGGUGGACGACUUUCUACGACUAUGACCACGAGGGCCGCCUGAGUAACGUGACGCGUCCCACGGGGGUGGUGACCAGCCUGCACCGGGAGAUGGAGCGCGCCAUCACCAUCGACAUCGAGAACUCCAACCGCGACGACGACGUCACCGUCAUCACCAACCUGUCCUCGGUGGAGGCCUCCUAUACCGUGGUACAAGAUCAAGUUCGAAACAGCUACCAGCUUUGCAGCAACGGGACCCUGCGGGUGCUGUAUGCCAACGGCAUGGCCGUCAGCUUCCACAGUGAGCCGCACGUGCUGGCCGGCACGGUCACCCCCACCAUCGGCCGCUGCAACAUCUCCCUGCCCAUGGAGAACGGGCUCAACUCCAUCGAGUGGCGUCUGCGGAAGGAACAGAUCAAGGGCAAAGUGACCAUCUUCGGGCGGAAGCUGAGGGUCCACGGGCGGAACCUCUUGUCCAUCGACUACGACCGGAACAUCCGCACCGAGAAGAUCUACGAUGACCACCGCAAGUUCACGCUGCGGAUCAUCUACGACCAGGCGGGCCGGCCCUUCCUGUGGCUGCCCAGUAGUGGGCUGGCCGCCGUCAAUGUCUCCUACUUCUUCAAUGGGCGCCUGGCCGGCCUGCAGCGCGGUGCCAUGAGCGAGAGAACUGACAUCGACAAGCAGGGACGCAUCGUGUCUCGUAUGUUCGCCGACGGGAAGGUGUGGAGCUACUCCUAUCUGGACAAGUCCAUGGUCCUGCUGCUGCAAAGCCAACGCCAGUACAUCUUCGAGUACGAUGCGUCCGACCGCCUGCUGGCCGUGACCAUGCCCAGCGUGGCCCGCCACAGCAUGUCCACGCACACGUCCAUCGGCUACAUCCGCAACAUCUACAACCCGCCCGAGAGCAACGCCUCGGUCAUCUUCGACUACAGCGACGACGGGCGCAUCCUGAAGACGUCCUUCCUGGGCACGGGCCGCCAGGUGUUCUACAAGUACGGCAAGCUGUCCAAGCUGUCGGAGAUGGUGUACGACAGCACGGCCGUCACCUUCGGCUACGACGAGGCCACGGGCGUGCUCAAGAUGGUCAGCCUGCAGAGCGGCGGCUUCUCCUGCACCAUCCGCUACCGCAAGGUGGGCCCGCUGGUGGACAAGCAGAUCUACCGCUUCUCCGAGGAGGGCAUGGUCAACGCCCGCUUCGACUACACCUACCACGGCAACAGCUUCCGCAUCGCCAGCGUCAAGCCGGUCAUCAGCGAGACGCCGCUGCCCGUGGACCUGUACCGCUACGACGAGAUCUCGGGCAAGGUGGAGCACUUCGGCAAGUUCGGCGUCAUCUACUACGACAUCAACCAGAUCAUCACCACGGCGGUGAUGACGCUGAGCAAGCACUUCGACACGCACGGGCGCAUCAAGGAGGUGCAGUACGAGAUGUUCCGCUCACUCAUGUACUGGAUGACGGUGCAGUACGACAGCCUGGGCCGCGUGGUCAAGCGCGAGCUCAAGCUGGGGCCCUACGCCAACACCACCAAGUACACCUACGACUACGACGCCGACGGGCAGCUCCAGAGCGUGGCCGUCAACGACCGGCCCACCUGGCGCUACAGCUACGACCUCAACGGCAACCUGCACCUGCUCAACGCCGGCAACAGCGUGCGCCUCACCCCGCUGCGCUACGACCUCCGGGACCGCAUCACGCGGCUGGGCGACGUGCCCUACAAGGUGGACGACGACGGCUUCCUGUGCCAGCGGGGUGCCGACGUCUUCGAGUACAACUCCAAGGGGCUGCUGACGCGCGCCUACAACAAGGCGGGCGGCUGGAGCGCCCAGUACCGCUACGACGGCGUGGGCCGCCGGGCCGCCUCCAAGACCAACCUGGGCCACCACCUGCAGUACUUCUACUCCGACCUGCACCACCCGACCCGCGUCACCCACGUCUACAACCACUCCAACUCGGAGAUCACCUCGCUCUACUACGACCUGCAGGGCCACCUCUUCGCCAUGGAGAGCAGCAGCGGCGAGGAGUACUACGUGGCCUCCGACAACACGGGCACCCCGCUGGCCGUCUUCAGCAUCAACGGCCUCAUGACCAAGCAGCUGCAGUACACGGCCUACGGUGAGAUCUACUACGACUCCAACCCCGACUUCCAGAUGGUCAUCGGCUUCCACGGCGGCCUCUACGAUCCCCUCACCAAGCUGGUGCACUUCACGCAGCGCGACUACGACGUUCUGGCCGGCCGCUGGACCUCCCCCGACUACACCAUGUGGAAGAACGUGGGCAAGGAGCCGGCCCCCUUCAACCUGUACAUGUUCAAGAGUAACAACCCCCUGAGCAAUGAGCUGGACCUGAAGAACUACGUGACCGAUGUGAAAAGCUGGUUGGUGAUGUUUGGGUUUCAACUGAGCAACAUCAUCCCCGGUUUCCCGAGAGCCAAAAUGUACUUCGUGCCUCCCCCCUACGAGCUGUCGGAGAGCCAGGCCAGCGAGGACGGGCAGCUCAUCACGGGCAUCCAGCAGACCACGGCGCGGCACAACCAGGCCUUCCUGGCGCUGGAGGGCCAGGUGCUGACCAAGCGGCUGCACGCCAGCGUCCGCGAGAAGGCCGGCCACUGGUUCGCCACCACCACGCCCAUCAUCGGCAAGGGCAUCAUGUUCGCCAUCAAGGACGGCCGGGUGAGCACGGGCGUGUCGAGCGUGGCCAGCGAGGACAGCCGCAAGGUGGCGUCGGUGCUCAACAACGCCUACUACCUGGAGCGCAUGCACUACAGCAUCGAGGGCCGGGACACCCACUACUUCGUCAAGGUGGGCUCGGCCGACGCCGACCUGCUCACGCUGGGCACCACCAUCGGCCGCAAGGUGCUGGAGGGCGGGGUGAACGUGACCGUGUCCCAGCCCACCCUGCUGGUCAACGGCAGGACUCGAAGGUUCACCCACAUCGAGUUCCAGCACGCCACGCUGCUGCUGAGCCUGCGCUACGGCCUCACCCCGGACACCCUGGACGAAGAGAAGGCCCGCGUGCUGGACCAGGCCCGGCAGCGGGCCCUGGGCACCGCCUGGCUGAAGGAGCAGCAGCGAGCCAGGGACGGGCGCGAGGGCAGCCGCCUCUGGACGGAGGGCGAGCGGCAGCAGCUGCUGGGCACGGGCCGGGUGCAGGGGUACGAGGGCUACUACGUGCUGCCCGUGGAGCAGUACCCGGAGCUGGCCGACAGCAGCAGUAACAUCCAGUUCCUAAGACAGAACGAGAUGGGCAAGAGGUAACGGCGUGGGUCUCCUGCCAUCCCUCACCCGGGUGGCCGGGCCGGAGUAAAACUGUGCUCUCCUAAGGAGAUGAGGACCCUACCAGGAAAACCGAGCCGAGAGGGGCCGCGAGGGGCACCGGGGGCAAGGCAAGCUCACAUUUUCUGAGUUCCCGUGCCCGCCCGCCCACCACACCUUCCCGCCUUC